Messenger RNA from Folsomia candida, 1314 nucleotides. Its product is annotated as transcription factor E2F6. The transcript is spliced from 5 exons. The record is from RefSeq and is a predicted model, not a curated record. Lineage: Eukaryota; Metazoa; Arthropoda; Collembola; Entomobryomorpha; Isotomidae. The coding region runs from base 146 to 1246 and encodes 366 amino acids. Gene Ontology annotation, biological process: regulation of transcription by RNA polymerase II. Gene Ontology annotation, molecular function: RNA polymerase II cis-regulatory region sequence-specific DNA binding; protein dimerization activity; DNA-binding transcription factor activity, RNA polymerase II-specific. Gene Ontology annotation, cellular component: RNA polymerase II transcription regulator complex.
UGUCUCUAAACUUUUCCCUCCAACACACCACCACCACCAUUCAUCCUUCUUCUCUCUCUUCCAUCACCACAACCAUCCACAAAUCCACCCUUCUACAUUUCAUUCACUGACUUUUCUCUCUCAAUUUCCAAAUAAAAAAACAACCAUGCCCCGCUUGAAACAGCCGAUAAUCCCGAAGCAGAUUUACCCCUCUGACCCUCCACCCCCUUCCACCACCCCACUAACCACCGACCUGCUCCCCCACACCUUCACCACCCCGACGAAAACGACGGUGGAGUUCUUCGAAGCAGGCGAGGCUCUGUUGUUAUUGGGAUCCGCCAAAGGGUCCUCCGCAGGGAAACAGCAAGAAGAAAGGGAGGUCAACUCCAGGACCCCAGUUGGCCAAGGAAUCCUGCGCCGCACCCCAAAGAAACCCGACGCCAAGCGGAAACUCGACCUCGACUCCCAUCCCUCCUCCACCACUAAUUCCAGCAAAAAAACCCGGAUCGACUCCUCCCUCUCCGCACUGACAAAACGCUUCGUGACUCUAAUCCCCGAGGGCGGCGGAAGCCUCGACCUAAACUCUGCCGCAAAGUCCCUGCAGGUCCAGAAAAGGAGAAUCUACGACAUCACCAACGUCCUCGAGGGGAUUGGUGUACUCACGAAAAAGAGCAAAAAUAACAUUCAGUGGAGCGACAAAUUAUCUACUCCCACUACGCACCCCUCCACCCGAGCCUCCGAACUCCGCCGGCUCCAGGAGUCCAUCUCUGUCCUCGAACAGCACGAGGACAAACUCGAUAAUUGGUUGUUGACCCUGGAGAACAAUUUAAAGUCCUUUUCGGAUGAUAAGCGAUGGGGGUACUUGACCCAUGCGGAUAUCCGGUCGAUCCCGCAGUAUAAGGAGAUGACGUUGUUGCUUAUCAAGGCACCGCCGAGCACGAGCUUGACCGUGCCCCCGAAGGAGGAGGGCCUGCAGAUGCACCUGAAAUCCGAGGGUGGGGAGAUUGGGGUGUAUCUCUGUCCGGAGGGGAGGGAGAUGGAGUUGGAGGCGGUGGGGAGUAGUAAUAGUGAGAUCGCGACGACGAGUUCCGCCACGUCCGAUCAGUUUGACCUCUCCCUCUCCAAAUUCCUGGAACUCGAAGAGCUCGACGAGAACCUAGAGAACCAUCCCCAACCAAACUCCACUUCCUCCUCCGCAGCCGGGACGUCCUUGUACCCCUUCGCCUACGCCAACGACGAGGGGUUGUCCAAUCUGUUUAUUUAUUGAGUUUUUUCUAUUUUUAUUGUAAUUUUUGUGAGUAAGGAGUGCAUGAAAUAUAUAUUUAAUUGUUUGGA